AUGUCAUCAACGCCAUUUCCUCCAAUCGUUCGCAUUGAUCGUGAAUUAUCAGCAGUUGUAGAGAACGACCCAUAUCGACUGAAUACUCGUAAUGACGAUCGAACAGGAAUCAAUGACUUAUCAGCAACAACUCAGACGAGUUCAGGGAAUGCAUCAACAUCGACUCAAAUAAUUCCUGAUGUGCGUUCGCUAAUGCAGCCUGAAGAAGUAAAAGAUAAAAGGUGUUGGAUUUGCUUUGGCGAAGAAUCCGACAGUGUGGGUAAAUGGGUCCGACCUUGUAAAUGUUCUCUUAUAUGUCACGAAGAAUGUUUGCUUGCUUGGAUUACAGAAAACCAGAAAAGCACUGCGCUAAAGAAGAGCGUAUGCAGUAAUCACGAUGGUUGGCCUCGAAGAUGGCGAACGACUUUUGGAAGGACCUUGGAGCUGGAGGAUCUGUGUAAGGCUCGUAUUGCCGAUCCGGUGAUGCCACUUAUCCCUAUGCUUUUCAUCAGAUACGAUCAAUUAAGAACUACAAUGCCUCUGAACCCAUCUCUUACAAUCUCUCUCUUACCAUGGGCUAGAAUAAUUUAUAAUUAUACUUAUACUCGUUUGUUUGGUCGACUUGAGCAAUCAUGGCGUAGACAGCUCGAACCAUAUUCAGUUACGACAGAUUCUGAAAAUGGUGAAAAUGGUAAUGAACGACGUCGGGAGAAUCAAGAUAUGUUGGAUCGUUUGGAUAGAAGCAAUGCUGGACGCAAAAUUAUUGGUGCAUUGUGCUUGCCAUUUAUUUCUGCUAUGGUUGGAAGCUUCCUUGGUCGCUUUUCAUUUAUUCGCUCACGUAUACCAGACACUUUUCACCGCAAUGUUCUUGGUGGAUGUCUAUUUAUAGUCAUAAAGGAUAUUAUGAAUCUCACAUAUAAAUACCAAAGAGCAAAGCAUCGGCGGUCCAGGCAUAUCAAAAAUUAUACAGAAUUUGCGAAUGAAGAAUUAACAUCUAAUACUAGAUAA
Molecule: messenger RNA, 987 nt
Organism: Racocetra persica
Lineage: Eukaryota; Fungi; Glomeromycota; Glomeromycetes; Diversisporales; Gigasporaceae
Source: the annotation of a GenBank genome assembly